Messenger RNA from Sorex araneus (European shrew), 948 nucleotides. Its product is annotated as olfactory receptor 1J4-like. Bases 1 to 948 code for a protein of 315 amino acids. NCBI's taxonomy places the organism in Eukaryota, Metazoa, Chordata, Mammalia, Eulipotyphla, Soricidae. Gene Ontology annotation, molecular function: G protein-coupled receptor activity; olfactory receptor activity. Gene Ontology annotation, biological process: G protein-coupled receptor signaling pathway. The record is from RefSeq and is a predicted model, not a curated record. Gene Ontology annotation, cellular component: membrane. The transcript has a single exon.
AUGAAGAGACAGAAUGAGACCAGAGUUUCUGAAUUCCUCCUCCAGGGUCUCCCUAUACCACCAGAACAACAGGGCUGGUUCUUGAUGCUCUUCCUGGUCAUGUACCUGACCACUGUGUUGGGGAACCUGCUUAUCAUCCUACUCAUCAGGAUAGACUCUCGCCUCCACACACCCAUGUACUUCUUCCUCAGUGUCUUGGCCUUCAACGAUGUGUUUUUAUCAACUGUCACGGUUCCCAAAAUGUUAGUGGACAUGCAGAGCAAUCGCAAGUCCAUCUGCUAUUCGGGGUGUGUUUCUCAGGUAUAUUUUUUACUAUUUUUUGUUUGUACCGACGAUUUCCUUCUUGCAGUGAUGGCCUAUGACAGGUAUGUAGCCAUCUGUCACCCACUCCACUACACCAUGAUCAUGAGGAAAGAACGAUGUAUCUCAUUAGUAGCUUGGUCCUGGCUCUUCAGUUUUUCACAUUCACUGAUGCACACCCUGCUCUCGAUCCAAGUGUCCUUCUGUGGUGAUAUCACCAUCCCGCACUUCUUCUGUGAACUAACAGCAUUGCUGGAGGUAAGCUGCUCAGACACUUCACUUAAUAAUCUGGUCAUAUUCAUUGAGGGAGGAAUGAUUGCAAUUAUUCCAUUCACUUUUAUUAUGGGAUCAUAUAUCUGCAUAUGGGCCACUGUUCUGAAAAAUCCUUCUGCUAAGAAAUUCUUCAAAGUUCUUUCUACCUGUGGUUCCCAUAUUCUUGUUGUAACUUUAUUCUAUGGGACCAUUGCAGAAGUGUACUUUUUCUCCUCACCAGCCAUGUCCAGUGCUAAAGAAAUAGCAGCUUCUGUGAUGUAUAUGAUAGUCACUCCCAUGCUGAACCCUUUUAUUUACAGCCUGAGAAACAGAGAUAUAAAACAAGCACUAAAGUUGUUUGCUAAUAAGAUAUGUUCUUUGCGUCAAACAACUUAG